This is a messenger RNA of Oryzias melastigma (Indian medaka), 2318 nucleotides long. Its product is annotated as UDP-glucuronosyltransferase. The record is from RefSeq and is a predicted model, not a curated record. Bases 591 to 2159 code for a protein of 522 amino acids. The transcript has 6 exons. Gene Ontology annotation, molecular function: UDP-glycosyltransferase activity. NCBI's taxonomy places the organism in Eukaryota, Metazoa, Chordata, Actinopteri, Beloniformes, Adrianichthyidae.
CCUGUGUGAGUUAAAGCUUUGGUUACACAACUGUCAACUAUUUCGUUUUUUCUUCCUCUUUCUCUGUAGUUCAGGAAUCUUUUUCUCUCAUGGGACUAUUUUAAGUUUGUACAUGUUCGUGCAUGCAGGUGUUGGGAGUUGGACUGCACAGCUGGUUUGAUGGUAUCUCCUCCCCCACUACUGCCGACGCCAUGGGAGUUGGUUUCCUAUUACAGAUUUGCUUCGCACGCAACAACUCUCACGACAAAAGACAGUAGAAAUACCUGAGUGCGUGACACUGAAACACCAGGAAGAGAUGGGUAAACGCAUUCCACACGCACAAAUCUGAGUGGGAGGAGAAAAGGAAAUGAGAGUAAACACACAGACGAGUUCAAAGAUACAAACUCCUAAUGGAUCAGGAGGAGUGGGAUCAAUACAUGUGAACCAAUAAAACUUCCUAAAGAAAUCCUCUGUUACGUAAGCGCUGGACUCAAAGUGCAGCCUGCACUUCCUGUGGAGUCAGGAAACACUCCCUCACAGCACGCUCAUAAAGCCGCCUCCCUCAGACCUCCAGCUCUCAGUCUGGCGUGCAGGAAAGAAGGGAGGAGGCGAUGGGAGGAAGAGGGUGGAUUCUGGCCGUGCUGUGCUGCCUCAGUCUGGGGCCCGCUCAGGGGGGGAAGGUGCUGGUCAUGCCGGUGGAUGGAAGUCACUGGCUCAGCAUGAAGAUUCUGGUGAAGGAGCUCAGCCGCAGAGGCCAUGAGGUCACGGUUCUGGUGCCGGAGAGCAGCCUGCUCAUCAAAGGCUCGCAGGACUACAAGACGGAGGUCCACAAAGUUCCCUUCACCCAGGAGGAGCUGGACGCAAAGUUUGAGAAGCUCAGGCAGUCGGUGUUCACCAAGACGCCCGAGUUUGCAGAUAUGUUUGUGAACGUGCAGCGUUUGGUGGAGUUUACGUCCCUGCAGGUGAAAGGUUGUGAGAGUUUGCUGGACAGCCAGGAUCUGAUGGAGAAGCUGAGGGGAGAGGGCUUCGACGUCCUGCUGACUGACCCCUUCCUGCCCUGCGGCUCCGUCCUGGCCAAGAUGUUUUCCAUCCCAGCCGUCUACUUUCUGCGCGGGCUUCCAUGUGAGCUGGAUUACAAGGCCAACCAGUGUCCCUCUCCGCCCUCCUUUGUUCCCGUGUACUUCUCCGGGACCACCAGUGAGAUGGACUUCUUCCAGAGAGUGAAGAACUUCGUCAUGUACAACGUGCAGUCGUACGUCUGCACCGUGCUCUAUCAACACUUUGACAAUCUGGUCAGCGAGCGCAUUGAAACAGGAAUGUCCUACAAAGACCUUUUGAGCCACGGGGCGAUCUGGCUCUUCAGAUACGACUUCACCUUCGAGUGGCCCCGACCGCUCAUGCCCAACAUGGUUUUGAUUGGUGGGAUCAACUGUGCCAAGAAAGCCCCUCUGCCAGCCGACCUCCAGGAGUUCGUGGACGGCUCAGGAGACGCCGGCUUCAUCGUCUUCACGCUGGGCUCAAUGGUGUCCACCAUGCCUGCAGAGAAGGCCAAGCAGUUCUUCGACGCGUUCCGUCAGAUCCCCCAGAGGGUUUUGUGGAGAUACACAGGAGAGCUGCCCGAAGAUUUGCCUAAAAACAUCAAAGUUAUGAAGUGGCUUCCUCAGAAUGACCUUUUAGCUCAUCCCAAAAUCAAAGUGUUCAUGACCCACGGAGGCACCCAUGGAAUCUACGAGGGCAUCUGCAACGGGGUUCCCAUGCUGAUGUUCCCUCUGUUUGGGGACCAGGGGGACAACGUGCACCGGCUGGUGGCCCGCGGCGUUGCAGAGAAGCUCAGCAUGCUGGACGUGACCACGGAAACGCUCCAGGCGGCACUGAAGAAAAUCAUCAACGACAAAAGCUACAAAGAGCGCAUGGAGACUCUGUCCUCCAUCCACUUAGACCGGCCCCUGCAGCCGCUGGAGCUCGCCACGUUCUGGACCGAGUUCGUCAUGAGACACAAAGGAGCCACACAUCUCCGGGUGGCUGCACACGACCUGAACUGGUUCCAGUACCACAGCCUGGACGUCAUCGGCUUCCUCGUCGCCGUGGUCAUCGCCGUGUUGUGGGUGACUCUGAAAUGCUGCUCGUUCGCCGUUCGCAAGUGUUGUGGACGGCGAAGCUCAAAGAAGAAGUCCGAGUGACGCGAGCGGGAAAAGGGAACGGUUCCAACGUGACUGUGAAGCUUCUGUGAGGUGCACUGUGUGUGUUUGUGUAAAUGUGUGCGUUUGUACAAAGUGAAAAACAUCCAUAAGAAAUGAUUUCCUGAACCUUCUGUAAAAUAAUAAAAAAAACAAAAAUCA